AAGGAAAAAACAAGGAAGAAGAAGGACUGUAAAAGGAAGAAAGUGCAGAGAAUCAACAUAUGGAGAUAUUGAAGCUUUUUGUGAUUGCAUUAAUGCCAAAUCUGAAAGUACUGUUGCUUACUGUUCUUGGUUCCCUCCUUGCCAUGAAUCGUUUCAACAUUCUCAGUGAAUCUGCUAUCAAAAACAUGAACACUAUGGUGUAUUUUGUGUUUUCUCCUGCUCUUGCUUGUAGCAGUCUGGCAAGUACCAUAACUCUAAGGAGUUUGAUUGCACUGUGGUUCAUGCCAUUCUGCAUUGUUCUUACAGUUGUUGUUGGAACAUCACUUGGAUGGUUACUAGUUAAGAUAACAAGAGUACCUUAUCAUCUCAGAGGCCUUGUGUUGGCAUGUUGUGCUGUAGGAAAUCUUGGAAAUUUGCCUCUAAUGGUGGUUGAAGCCAUUUGUAAGGAGAAAAGCAAUCCAUUUGGAGAUGAAAAUCUUUGUUACAAAAAUGGAAUGGCAUAUGCAUCACUCUCAUUAGCACUAGCAUCCAUCUUAGUGUGGUCUUUUGCAUACAACAUCGUACGGAUGUAUUCAACUAAGAACAUUUCCAAUGAAAAAGUUACUGAAAAUCCCACAUUUGCAUCAGAAAGUGAUGCAGAAACCCUAUCAAAAGUUUCCACACAAACAAUGGCCAUUGAAACUGAUGACAAUUCUGUCGAUCUACAUGAAAUUGAAACCUAUGUAGUGCAACAUGGGAAUAAAAAGAUUACUAUAUUCAAUAUUUUAGAGGAGAAGCUAAGAAAAUACGUAAAGAUGUUAUGUAAAUGGAGCAACUUGAAGAAACUUUUUCCUCCUACAUUGAUUGGAGCGCUGGUUGGUUUGCUAAUUGGAGUAGUUCCUCAAUUUAGACAUUUAUUAGUAGGUGGAAGUGCUCCUCUCUAUGUGAUUCAAGACUCUAUAAUUAUGAUAGGGAAUGCUUGCCUCCCAACUAGUACUAUGUUAGUAGGGGCCAAUCUUCUUGAAGGUUUGAAGGGAGAAAGAGUGAAGUUUUCAGUUCUGUUUGGCAUAAUUGUGGUUAGAAACAUUGCCUUGCCAGUUAUAGGAGUAGCCAUUGUUGAAGGUGCUGUUCAUUUUGGCAUCAUCCAUCAUGAUCCAUUGUAUCAGUUUGUUUUACUGCUUCAAUUUGCCCUUCCACCAGCAGUGGCUAUAAGUACAUCUACUCAAUUGUUUGAAAAUGGGAAGGGUGAAUGCUCAAUUAUUAUGCUUGCAACUUAUUCCUUUGCUGCAGUGUCCCUUACUCUUUGGUGCACAUUCUUCAUAUGGCUUGUAUUAUAAGAGACAAGAAAUAAUUCAACAAAUUGUACAACAACUCAUCCAAAAGGGGGAAAAAGAAAAUAAUUUGUUGUAUAAUUUGUUAUGUAUCAUCAUAUCUCUUAAUUCAAUUGGGCUCGUAUUUUGUGACAUGCUUGAUUGUCUAAAGAGAUGUAUGGAUAAGAGUCUAAAUUUGAUAUAAUAUAAUGACAUAUCAUGAGUGUUUUUAUCAGUGCCAAAUG
Molecule: messenger RNA, 1534 nt
Organism: Vigna radiata var. radiata (mung bean)
Lineage: Eukaryota; Viridiplantae; Streptophyta; Magnoliopsida; Fabales; Fabaceae
Product: protein PIN-LIKES 3-like
Exons: 11
Coding region: 60-1316 (418 amino acids)
Biological process (GO): endoplasmic reticulum to cytosol auxin transport
Cellular component (GO): membrane
Source: RefSeq, a predicted model, not a curated record